GAGAUAAUGCCUACAUCGAAUUUGGCAACGAUAUCAGCAACACGUUGUUGAUAUGUAAACAGUGACCUCGUCGGAUGAUACGCGGCUGCGCUGCACACCUGUACAGGUACUUUUAAACUGUCCAGCAUUCGUAAUAUUACCGGUUGCAGUAGUGGUCCAUCUACCUUUUUCGUCUACGAUUUUUUUUACGAUAUCUCGUGCACUCGCGAAAAACAAUGCGCCCGCCGAAAGUGUUUUGGAUUAAAUUUUUAUCAACUUAGUGCUUCAAAAACUUGACUUUAAAAAAAUGUGUACCAACUGUCCAGUUUUGGAAUAUGUGGAAAAGAGGGAAUUCAGAAUUUCUAUCUACGAAUUAUCAACACCGCGUGGUUUAUCCACCGAAACCGAUGGAGGCGAAGAUUCCAUCCAACGCCUCCUCAAUGACACCGAUUCCGAACUAUCCGGUCUGUCUCAUCUCGAUGCACCAAACGAGAGCUUGUACAUGAUUGGAGGAGUAUUGAUUGCUAUGUUCCUGGUCGGAGUGAUCAUCAUCCUUUUGGCGGUUACAAUUAGCAAGCUUCGGAAAAGAGAAGAACACAGCAACAGCGUCCAUCCAACGGAUGUUGUGCUACAAACUGGACCAGCUCAACCACCAGCACCACCACAGCCACUUGCUACCACGGCGGAUCCCUUGCCGUACCGCGGGCAGCCCUUGUGGCAGUUCCCUCCUCCACCUUCGCAACAUCUGUACUGCAAUAACAACCAGGAAACGCUAGUACAUACAUUGCAAAUGGAGAGGCCAGGAAUAGUUCAAGGCUUUCGAAAAAAUCUCGGCGGACGCUGGAGACGUCUUGUUAAGAAGAAGCCUGAAAACGAAGUAUACACGAUACCGCCUGAAUUGAGGCCCCAACUAAAAACAAUCUACGUAUACUAGUUGAAGAGGACCUCAAGACUUAUAACAUCGAAAGGCUCACCCUUCAUUCUUAAUAAGACUGAUUUGCUCCCCUUUGAAAGGGCAAUUAACUAUUAGUGUAAAUAAUUUAGUAUUUUAUAGUUUUUACUUAUCACGCUAUUGGACCCCCUUCUGAUGAAACAUGUGAUUGCGUAUUGUGUAAAAAAACGCUUAAUUUCAUUAAGAUAUAGUUAAAUUAAUAAAAAUGGCUCAUAUUGAGCUUUAGAUGUGA
Molecule: messenger RNA, 1163 nt
Organism: Photinus pyralis (common eastern firefly)
Lineage: Eukaryota; Metazoa; Arthropoda; Insecta; Coleoptera; Lampyridae
Exons: 6
Coding region: 287-913 (208 amino acids)
Source: RefSeq, a predicted model, not a curated record